AUGUCGAGCAUCUUUAAGACCAGGAAGUUAUGGUCGGUGAUUGAAGACGGUUUCCGUAUUGACCGACAAAGGAGGAUGCUUACCUCUGUUAAAAAAAUGGAGCAAAAAAGACGUGAAGAAGAGUCAAGCACGAUACGUCAAGGAGACGUCGUUGAUGGUGAUCCAAAGAAGACACCAAUGGAGGAUGCUUACCUCAGAGAAAAAUGGAGCACAAUGGAGGAUGCUUACCUCAGAGAAAAAUGGAGCACAAAGAAGACUGAUUACCUAAGAGAAGAGGAGGCAGCAGACGGUUAG
This is a messenger RNA of Microthlaspi erraticum, 294 nucleotides long. The record is from the annotation of a GenBank genome assembly. Lineage: Eukaryota; Viridiplantae; Streptophyta; Magnoliopsida; Brassicales; Brassicaceae.